This is a messenger RNA of Amphiprion ocellaris (clown anemonefish), 2846 nucleotides long. RefSeq lists its product as uncharacterized. Gene Ontology annotation, molecular function: GTP binding. NCBI's taxonomy places the organism in Eukaryota, Metazoa, Chordata, Actinopteri, Pomacentridae. Bases 148 to 2175 code for a protein of 675 amino acids. The record is from RefSeq and is a predicted model, not a curated record. The transcript has 2 exons.
GCGAGCAGCUGCUGGAAACUAAAGUCGAAUGUUUGGGUUUUCGGCUGAACAGAGUUGGAGCUCGGACCAACUGUGACUUUAGCUGCAUGUAGAGGAUGAAAUAAGCUUAAAUGCAGCGAAGAAACGACUUCUGGAGUCGUCUGAGAGAUGUCUGACACCGUGGACUCUGUAUUUUCAUCAGAGGACAAGGAGGACAAAAAGGAGACAGCUGACAUGGAGGGUGGCAGCGAAGGGGACGACUCCGAAACCAGAUGGACCGAAGAACUCAGACUGGUCCUCAUUGGAAAGACUGGAUCUGGCAAGAGUGCGUCUGGAAACACCAUCUUGGGCCGCAGGCAGUUCCUGUCACAGACCAGCGCCAGCUCUGUCACCCAGAUUUGCGAGCUCGGGAGCGCUGAGCUCGCUGUGGAAGACAACAGCGAGGAGUACGGCCAGGCUGUCAGACGGAGGAGGGUGAGGAGAAUCAUGGUGGUGGAUAUGCCAGGUUUUGGGGACACUCACCUUAGCGUGGAGCAGAUUCACGCAGAGAUAGCCAAAUGUGUUUCUCUCUCUUCCCCCGGCCCACAUGCUUUCCUGCUCGCGGUGCCAAUAGGAAGAUAUACAGACAAUGAGAACCUGGCUGUGUGUGAGUUGGCGAAGAUAUUUGGGGAGGAUGCUGUCUGUCACCACACACUGGUUCUUUUUACCAGAGGGGAUGACCUAGAGGAUGUAGGAAUUAAUGAGUAUCUGAAAAAGACUGCUCCUCCUGAGCUUAAGGCUCUGAUUGACAGGUGUGGGGGCAGGUACCAUGUACUCAACAACAGAGACCUUAGUAACUCAGCACAGGUUGCAGAACUCCUGACGAAGGUGGACGAGAUGGUGAAGCAUAAUAACACAGGGUUUUACACUAAUGCCAUGUUUUUAGAGGCAGAGGCUGCCAUCAGGGAGGAGCAGAGAAGGAUGCUGAGGGAGCGAGGACAAGCAGACGGUGAUGAGCGAGAGGGAAAUAACCGCAGAAUGGCAGAACAGGCUAAAUUUGCAAAGCGAGGAAAGUGUGAUUUGGAGUCUGACAGUGCACGAAGCAGCGAGGCAGGAUCACAGGGGCUCAGGAGGAGGGAGCUGGAAAGAGGAAAUGAGGAUUUCAGGGUGGAGAGAUGGACAGAGGAGAGCAGGGGGAAUGCUUUUAGCUUUCUGAGGGACCAGUUCAGAGGCCGGCGUCGAGGCAGCAGCAGGACCGUAAGCAGGCGUCAGUCUCUCCGUUCAUCUUUGAGUCGCUUUAGGAGGGAGGCAGCGCUCUCUGCUAAGGUGCUGAAGAGAGUUAAAAUCUUAGUGGCUGCUGGAGCCACAGGUAUGGCAGUUGGGGCAGUGUUUGGGGCUGCUGCCCCUUUAGCGGCUGCAGCCGGGGCAUCUCUGGUGGGGAACUCGGUUGGUUUUGCAGCAGGUCAGUUAGCUGGGAUGUCUGUAGCGGGAGGCACAGGGGUUGGGAAAGCUGUAGGGGCCAUAGUGGCAGCAGCCUCGGGAAAAACUGCAGUCGCUCUUGGGGCAGCAACAGGUGGAGUUUUGGGCGGUUCUAUGGGAGCAGUUGCUGGUGCUGAGGCUGUCACUCCUAGGGAGGGUGCUUUGGAUGCCCUUAGCCAGGUUAGCGCCGUGGGGGCCUCUGCUGUGGGAAUGGCAGCAGGUGUGGGAUGCACCAUGGGAGCUGGGGCCGCUUUAAGUGCAGCUCUGGAGGGAGCUGCUUUAAGCACAGCGGCUCUCGGUGGAGCUGAAACUGCCACAGUCGGGGCAACAGGUGCAGCCACCAGUUCUGUUGCUCAGUGUAGUCUGGCUUCAGCAGCGGGGCAGCAUGCAGUGGCCUGCGCAGGAAGUGUAGCAGCAGGCGGUGUGGCUCCUCAGUGUGCUGCAGCCCUCGCUCAGGAGAUGGCUGCUGGGUCUGCAGGUCCCGUAUGUGGACUAACAGGGCCCAGUGUGGCAUCAGUGGCCAGCAGGGUGGUAGCGGACCCUUGGGGCGCCGUGACGACGACAACACGCAUCUUGAAUGCGGUGGCUGAGAUCGGCAAAGCUGCAGCCGGCAUCGCUCUGGCCGGUGGUCUGGUAGUGAAGGUGGUGAAAGAGAAAGUGAGGUGUGGCGCUGGAACGACAGAGCCCAGCUACACAGAGAAGAAGUCUUAUGAAAUCUACUGGAAUAAAACAAACUAAGACUGGAGUCAGAUGCCAGUUUAUUGAGAUCAUAUGCAAUAUUUUUAAAGAACAGCAAACAGUGUGAUAUGUAGCAGUAUUCCAUAUAUGAACAAGUAAUCCCAUUCUAAAAGUAGAACUGCUGAUUGCAUAUGUUGGUUAAGGACAGUUAGAGGCUGAUGAUUAAGUGCUAGAAAAGGAUAUUAGUGCACAGUGUUAUGAUACAUUUGCUUUAUUUCUUGAUUUCAAACACAUUAAGUCACAUUUUAGAUGAUUAGAAGAUCUAAAAUCUUCAUACACUUUUGUAGUUUACACUUUGACUUAAUAGUUUUUUUAGUGUUUAUACAGAAAAAAUCAGAGCACUAAUGACAGAAAAUAAGCUCUCAGAUGAUAGUAUUUGCUGGGUGAUGUGUGUUAAUGUGAUUAGUGUUAUUGAAUAUUAAUUGUUGCUGAAAAUGAACAAAAGCACUAAAGUUUUACAAAGCAUUUUAAAUCCAGAGGGGUUAGUACUGACAGAUGACAGUGGGUGGUUUUAUUGCACUUUCUGUAAUCUGUAAACCAGAGAAAAGCUUCACAGUUAUUUAUUGACACUAUUUUUCAACUGUGUUCAUCUGUUGUAAAUGUACCAAAACAUUUCUGCAUUCAUGUUUUUGCAGUGAAUUAUCAACAAUAAAGACAUUUUUCUUCCAUAA